AUGCUUUAUCUGUACUCAAUCACAGAUGGUCCAUUCACGGGGACCCCUCCCACUUACGGCUACGAUGCGGACCGUGAGGAGGAGCAGAGGCACCACCAUGACCUCCUGCCCUACAUCGACGACUCGCCCUCCUCCUCGCCACACCUCAGCUCCAAGAGCCGCAGCAGCCGAGACACCCUCUCCUCCGGAUCCCUUGAGUCCUCCAAGUCGACAGAGUUGGACCUAGAGAAAGGCCUGGAGAUGAGGAAGUGGGUUCUGUCUGGGAUCCUAGCCAGCGAGGAGACCUACCUCAGCCACCUGGAGGCACUGCUACUGCCUAUGAAGCCUCUGAAGGCAGCAGCCACCACGUCCCAGCCGGUGCUGACCAUCCCCCAGAUUGAGACCAUCUUCUUCAAAGUGCCUGAGCUCUACGAGGUCCACAAGGAGUUCUACGAUGGCCUGCUCCCCCGGGUGCAGCAGUGGAGCCACCACCAGCGCGUGGGGGACCUCUUCCAGAAACAGGCCAGCCAGCUGGGAGUUUACCGGGCCUUUGUGGACAACUACGAGGUUGCCGUGGAAACGGCGGAGAAGUGCUGCCAGGCCAACACGCAAUUCGCUGAAAUCUCUGAGAACCUCAAGGUGAGGAGCACCAAGGACUUGAAGGAUCAGUCAGCCAAGAACUCUCUGGAGACUCUCCUGUACAAACCAGUGGACAGAGUGACCCGUAGCACCCUGGUACUGCAUGACCUGCUGAAGCACACGCCCUCCAGCCACCCGGACCACCCCCUGCUCCAGGACGCCCUCCGCAUCUCCCAGAACUUCCUGUCCAGCAUCAACGAGGAGACCACGCCCAGACGCCAGUCCAUGACCGUCAAGAAGGGAGAGAACCGCCAGCUGCUGAAGGACAGCUUCAUGGUGGAGCUGGUGGAGGGAGCCAGGAAGCUCCGCCAUGUUUUCCUCUUCACCGACCUGCUGCUCUGCGCCAAGCUCAAGAAACAGAUUGGAGGGAAGAGUCAGCAGUAUGAUUCCAAGUGGUACAUCCCUCUGUCAGACCUGACCUUCCAGAACGUGGAUGAGUCUGAACCUCUGCCCAUCCCCCAGGUGCCUGACGAGGAGCUGGACGCCAUGAAGGUCAAGAUCUCCCACAUCAAGAGUGAGAUCCAGAGAGAGAAGCGAGCCAACAAAGGGUCAAAGGUGAUUGACAGGUUGAGGAAGAAGCUGUCGGAGCAGGAGUCUCUUCUGCUGCUCACCUCCCCCAGUAUGGCCCUCAGAGUACACAACAGGAACGGCAAGGGUUACAUGUUUCUGAUGUCAUCAGACUACGAGCGUGCUGAGUGGAAGGAGACGAUCCGGGAACAACAGAAGAAAUGCUUCAAGAGCUUCUCCCUGACCUCCAUGGAGCUACAGAUGUUGACCAACUCCUGUGUGAAGCUGCAGACCGUCCACCACAUCCCACUUACCAUCAACAAAGAAGGCCAAGAGGAUGAAUCCCCUGGCCUCCAUGGAUUCCUGAAUGUAAUCAUCCACUCUGCCUCCGGCCUCAAACAGAGCUUGAAUCUGUACUGCACGUUAGAGGUGGACUCCUUUGGCUACUUUGCGAACAAAGCCAAGACGCGGGUGUAUCGCUACACCACAGAGCCCAAAUGGAACGAGGAGUUUGAGAUAGACCUGGAGGGCUCUCAGACCUUGAGGCUGCUGUGUUAUGAGAAGAGCUACAACAAGACCAAGCAGAACAAAGAGGACGGAGACAGCACCGACCGCAUCAUUGGCAAAGGACAGAUCCCGCUUGACCCCCAGACUCUCCAAGGCAAAGACUGGCAGAGAACAGUCAUCCCCAUGACCGGGAUCGAGGUAAAGCUUUCUAUUAAAUUUACCAGCCGAGAGUUUAGUCUGAAGAGGAUGCCGUCACGGAAACCCAUGGGCGUGUUCGGAAUCAAGAUCUCCACGGUGACCAAACGGGAGCACUCCAAGGUGCCCUAUAUCGUCAGACAGUGUCUGGAGGAGAUUGAGCGGAGGGGGAUGGAGGAGGUGGGCAUCUACCGGGUCUCAGGGGUGGCUACAGACAUCCAGGCCCUGAAGGCUGCCUUCGACACCAACAACAAAGACGUGUCUGUUAUGAUGAGUGAAAUGGAUGUGAAUGCCAUCGCCGGGACUCUGAAGCUGUACUUCAGAGAACUGCCAGAACCCCUCUUCACUGAUGACCUGUACCCCAACUUUGCAGGAGGCAUUGCCCUGUCUGACAGCGUUGCCAAAGAGAGCUGCAUGCUGAAUCUACUGCUGUCACUGCCAGAACCCAACCUGGUCACAUUCCUCUUCCUGCUCGAUCACUUGAAGAGGGUGGCUGACAAGGAGAGCAUCAACAAGAUGUCCCUCCACAACCUGGCCACAGUGUUUGGCCCCACCCUGCUGCGGCCUGCAGAGAAGGACAGCAAGAUCCCCACCAACCCCACGCAGCCUAUCAGCAUGGGAGACAGCUGGUCCCUGGAGGUCAUGUCACAGGUCCAGGUGUUGCUGUACUUCCUCCAGCUGGAGACCAUCCCCACGCCGGACAGUAAGCGUCAGAGCAUCCUCUUCUCCACCGAAGUGUAGAGGGUUCCACAGGUUCCCCACACGAGGGUGAGAUCGAGACGUCGACUCAAACUGAGUCUACAGUACAGUAUGUCCAUUUGGGAAGGCUACUGAGAGUGACUGCAGCAGGAGAUUUAUUCUGCACUGAUUCUGGACAUACCCUGCAGAGGGCGCCACCACCCCCUCUGAGAACAAGAGGGUGGACACCAAUCCUCUGUUGUACCACACAUUUCUGAUGAAGAUAACACAUUAUUACAUCACACCCAUUAGCCAGUGUGACACUGUGCCUCUCUGAUGCAACAUAUCCUCCUCUCCUCGCUCUGUCUCUUCGCUCUCAUGUCGAAGCUCCACAGCUUGUGUACGGAAUGAAUGCCACUACUGAACAUGCCUGCUGCAACCACAAAUGAAACACUUCCAUUUGAGUCUGAUCAGCAUGUAGGGGAAAGAGUGUCCAAGGUUUAUUUUAUUUUAUUUUGCUAUUGGCUCCUGCUUUGUAGGCAGAAAAACAGCCAUUGUGUAACUUACCACCGAUUCUGUGAUUUCUCAUCACAGUUUUGGGCUUCUCCCCUUUAAGAUCUUGUUGUGGAAGGCCAUUCUCAGUUCUUCUUGAUUUAGUUUGAAGAUUUAUACUGGCAAAGCAGCACUUCAAUGCUUUUAUUGUUUUAGUUUUAUACUGUAUACCUCUUCAGAAAUAGCCAAUCGUGAUGAGGAUCGUAUACACAGUAUAUUUGUUUUGGACAAUUAUCAAGGCAAGAGCCUGCACAGUGUUUUGUUUAGCCAUUUCAAAUGUUGAGUUAGGUCUGAAUCCACUGCUGAAGAGAUUCAAACCGUAUGUUUUACACAUGAUACAUUGGUACCACAAUACUAAGAGAUUUAUUUGGAAAAGGAACAUCUGGGUUCUCUGAAGAGUUUUAAAGAGGAACAUCCAGAGCUGCCAGUAUCACCAGUCUGUUUGUGUGUCGUUUGAAUCCAACACUCACAACAACAAAAAGUGUUUACAAGGUAAACAAGCCUUGGACAAAGGCAGAGACAGGGAGACUGCAACAAAGGCAUUUGUGAAAAAGGAACAGUUGACAGAAACAGAUUAUCUAUAGAUUAUAAUAAGACUACCUACAGUUUGGACCAUAAAGCAAUUCCCUCUAUUUGUGUUCUUUGUGUUUCAAGUAGUCCUCAGCUUUAAAUACCCAGGAAGCAAUAUAUUUUCUAACAUAGGAGUUUGUCUGCGUUCAUAUCCUUGGUCCGAAGAUGUCCUCGUCAUGGUAACAUAGGAGAUCUUGCCCAAAUAAUAUGUUGUUUGGGAUAAAAGAAAACUAUUGUAUUUACAGUAUGUACAUAAUCAUAAAGCUGUAAUUUUUUUAUUUGACUAAUUUUAACAGUGUAAUAAUCAUUGUUAUGAUCAUAAUUUAUUUUUUUGGGUGGAACAGAAAUCAACAUGUGUUUGUUUUGAUUUGAUGAAGAAAGUGGUUUAGGUUUCAGCCUUGAGUCCUGGAAGUCUGAGGUGAUGGGAGAUCAUAUGCUGCCUAUGUAACCAGGAUGUAGCCUUGUUGUGGGAAUAACUACAGUUUUGUCCAGCCUAUUGUUAGCCAUUUAUCCAUCAUGAAGGUAUCACUCCAUCUUUGAAUGCCACUGUAGAAAUGUCACAACCCCUCUUCAUCAGCUGAGUGUCCCAGUCCCCAACCACACACCCUGAAAUCUUGAUGUGUUACUGAAGUAGGAUACAAAACAAUACAUUUAGUUGUAUACAGUAAAACAAUAACAUGUUUCCUCUCUACAACUGUGUCGGUGGAUACAGUUAUUCUCAUGAAAAUGAAGAUAAUUCACCUGUUUCAAACAAGUUGCGCUAAAUUGUGGGCGCUCUACAUUUUAUCCAAAGUGGACCAUUCUGUUGAUUUUAUGAAGGAAUACAGUGGCUUGCGAAAGUAUUCACCCCCCCUUGGCAUUUUUCCUAUUUUGUUGCCUUACA
Coregonus clupeaformis (lake whitefish) is the source of this 4510-nucleotide messenger RNA. RefSeq names its product breakpoint cluster region protein. The record is from RefSeq and is a predicted model, not a curated record. Lineage: Eukaryota; Metazoa; Chordata; Actinopteri; Salmoniformes; Salmonidae. Gene Ontology annotation, biological process: intracellular signal transduction; positive regulation of GTPase activity. The transcript has 22 exons. Bases 1 to 2568 code for a protein of 855 amino acids. Gene Ontology annotation, cellular component: membrane. Gene Ontology annotation, molecular function: guanyl-nucleotide exchange factor activity; GTPase activator activity.